Pyrenophora tritici-repentis Pt-1C-BFP is the source of this 626-nucleotide messenger RNA. RefSeq names its product ATPase inhibitor. Gene Ontology annotation, molecular function: ATPase inhibitor activity. The record is from RefSeq and is a predicted model, not a curated record. NCBI's taxonomy places the organism in Eukaryota, Fungi, Ascomycota, Dothideomycetes, Pleosporales, Pleosporaceae. Gene Ontology annotation, cellular component: mitochondrion. Gene Ontology annotation, biological process: negative regulation of ATP-dependent activity.
ACACACGCCGUCGAAUAUAGUCACCCAGAGACGCCUCAAAUCCCUAAUUGCUCCAACAACCCGCUAUAAUGCUCCGCACAUCCAUCAUCAAGAGCGCGCGCUCAAUUGCCGCUCCCCGUUACUUCUCCGCUUCUGCUCUCCGCAUGUCUGCGGGCGCCACUGGUUCUGGUUCAUCAAGGCCUACAGGAUCCGCCGGCGGUGAUGCCUUCACCAAGCGCGAGGCAGCUAGCGAGGAGCUCUACAUCCGUCAAGAAGAGAAGGCCAAGCUUCUGGCCAUCAAGGAAAAGCUAAAGCAGCAGAGGCAGCACAUGGAGGACCUCGACAAGCACAUCGACGACGUUAUUAGGGAAUCUGAGGCCUCUGGCCAGGGCGAGCAGAAGUAAGCUCAGCUCAGCGCUUACGGUAACCACGGACUGCCCAUGCGUCAUAUUACCUGUGAAAAAUAAAAUAAACACAAACUACAUUGAACAGCUUGCAACUUCACCCUCGGCACAAUGUGGAGAUACUGCAUACUGAGGCUGACGUGCUGUUUGCUUUUUCUCAGCAUAACUGCUUCCGUCUAAUGUUGCAAGGUUCAAAUCGUCAUAGGCCUAUUUUAAUACUCACCAAGGAUUCACAGCUCGGCC